AUGUACCUCCGCAGACAAAGAAUACAGUCAAGAAAAACCUCCUUGAACGCUAUAAUCAAUAGUGAAAAGUGGCGGGUUUACUCUAAAAGAAGCACCCACAUAGAUAGUGAUUUACCAGAAGACUCGACAACCGACGAGGAUGAACCGAGGAACAAUAAUCUAAAAAGCUUGACGGAAGAAAUUUUCGGUCGAAAAAGCAUAUCUGCUGACCAAAUCGACCAAGACAUAGAAGUACAUCUCUCGAGAAAACAGACACUCAUUUUAGCUACCAUGGUUCCUGAUGAAAUCCUUCUGUUAGAAAAAUUUGACGAAAAAGCAGAGCCAAAAAGAUUCGUGGGUGUUCUUUUAAUGGCAGACGUUUCUGGAUAUACAGCACUAUCCGAACGCUAUUCUAAUACUGGCAGAGGUGGUACAUACCGUCUGACUGUAACAUUGAAUACAUAUUUAGGUUCGCUCAUUGAAGUGAUCUAUACUCAUGGAGGCGACGUCAUAAAAUUUGCUGGCGACGCAUUUCUUGCACUUUGGAAGACAGAUAACCGCACCUACCUUAAUCACACAAUACACACAGCUAUAACGUGUGCCUUAAUAAUCCAGCAUUCUUUUGGAGCCUAUGAAACUGAUGUGAAAGUCAACCUUAAAGUAAAAUUAGCAAUUUCAGCUGGAAACCUAAUGUUUGUUCCUAUUGGAAAAGGUAUUGAUAUGAAUUACAUUAUAUUUGGUUUACCAGUACUUGAAGCAAAAACAGCUGAAAGCCUUUGCGUUUCUGGAGAAGUAAAAUUAACACCAACGGCUUGGGGCCACUGUUAUUCUAGAAAUUAUGAUCAUGUUGUUCACGAUGAUGGUCAUGUCACAAUUAAAUCUAUUCUUUAUGACCCUCGGGAAAAAGAUGUAACUAAACCAUUUUUAGGCUUCGGUAAUAUGAUAAGACAAAUAAAAAAGCCUUUUAUCGGUAUCGAAAACCUACCAGAAGAAAUUCUACAAACUACUAAAACAAAAAAUUACAUGGAAACACUAAAAACCAAUGAUGCACUGAAUCUUCGCAAAACAAUAUUGAUAGCUGAAGAAAGAAAUAUUGGUUCAGAAUUACGAAAGUUUAUGAUCAGACCAGUCCUAACCCAAAUUGAUGCUCAUCAGCCAUUGGAAUAUUUGACUGAAAUGCGACAAGUUUCCGUAUUAUUUAUAACAAUGAAACCUCGAAAAUGUCCCUUUCCAAGACUUUUAACUAUAGUAAACAAUUCCUACCAAAUUACUUGCGAAAUUGUUUAUAAAUCAAUGGGGUGUGUCAACAAAAUAAUUCUUUUUGAUAAGGACAUUAUGAUUCUAGUUAUAUUUGGCCUUCGUGGUUUUAAACACGAGUCUGAAGCUCAAGCAGCUUUGAAAUGUGCUUAUGGAAUAAAAAAAUCAUUAUCAGCUCUAGAUGGAGUACUUGAAGUUUCAAUCGGCGUAACAACUGGGCAAGUAUACUGUGGUGUAAUAGGUCACCCACUUCGUCGAGAGUUUACUGUUAUCGGAGCUGUUGUAAAUAAAGCCGCUAGGUUUAUGUGUUACUUCCGUAAUAAAAUAACUUGCGACGAGGCAACUUUCAUUAAAAGUAAAAUGUCUAACAAUGGUUUCACUCUCCAACCAAACGUUAAAUUGAAGGGUAUAAUUCACCCUGGGAAAAUUUAUGAAUACACGGAAGAAAUAAGAGUUAAAGAAUUAUAUAACAUACCGGUAAUACCGCCGCUUUUAGAUCGAAUAGAUGAAAUUGAAUAUUUUAAAAAUUGGAUAGAUGAGUGUCAUUUACCAUUCAGAAACUUUGACGCACUUUUAUUGAUAGGCGAAUUUCGCGCUGGAAAAUCUAGAAUUCUAGAGUGGUUGAUUCGAUAUGUCAAAAAUAAGGGGCUACGCACUUGUUAUCUUAGCCUUUCGUCUAUUCAUUCGGCAACACCGUAUUUAGCGUUAGGUCAAAUAAUUGAUCAAAUGUUAGGAUUAAAAGAACCUAUUACUGGAUUUUCAAAAGAAGAAAAGAUUGUAGAGUUACUAAAUUCCCACAGUACAGACCUAUGUUAUUUAAACAAUACUAUUAAAGUGCGUUUUGCUUACCAAGAAGGAAUUUACGCACAAGAUGAAAACAUACGGAAUCAAAAAACCAAAACCAUAUUUAAGAAGUUAAUUAUGGCUUUUCCUGAACCUCAAGUCAUAUUUUUAGAUGACCUUCAAAACUUAGAUAUUCCUUCCUGGGAAUUUUUAUCCAUCAUGUUAAAUGCACCUAAAAUAUAUACUGUAUUUACAAUAACACGUGGAAAAAUUAACAGUGUACAUAGUUGGCUCUAUAGUGUAUUUAUCAACAACGGUAUAAGAAAAAUUGUUCUAGGUGCACUGCCUUCAAAAUGGAUACCUCCGUUAGCCUGUCAAAUUCUUGAUGUUGAGGCAGUUCCUUACGAUUUAUGUGAAACACUAAAAACGAAAUGUAAAGGACUACCAGGUGUAGUAGAAAGUUUUAUCGUACACUUAUUUUCAAACGGGGCCUUAGAAAUAAAAAAAAUUCCGAGGUUUGAGUUAAUAAAUUUUAAAAAUGAAGAUCUUCAAUUUCCUGAUCCUUGUUUAUUACGUCCACAAGCUGUAAAUCUAGAAGAUCAACAAAAUCUUGAUCAACUCAUAAAUGAAAGUUUAACGGAUGAAAUAGCAAUUUGUAUCGUCACAAAGAAAGAGGAAUUGAAUACCGAUAUCAACGUACAAAAUCUUGACGCUAUAAUAAUGAUCCAAAUUGAUUCUUUGACACCCUAUCAACAAUUAUUAUUAAAGAUUGCCUCAGUAAUAGGUGAUAUACUAUCACGAAAUCUGUUGGAAAAUAUAAUGUAUGAGAACAAUCCACUAACAACAGCUAAAGCAAUAAAAAGAUUAUUUGCUAUGCGCAUUCUGAUAUGUGCAAAUGUUAGAAACCGUUUUAGCCAAAGAACAGCUGCGAAUGUCGCAUCAUCCACAAGUUUUUCUACCGUUGCAAAUCUAACAUGCGAAUGUUCCUUUGAUUAUGAUCCAGAAGAAAAUGAAAACCUCCCUAAAUAUGCAUUUUUAAACUAUCUAGAACAAACUAAACAAAAAUGUCCUAGUUGUGGAGGCACUAUUAUGAUAGUACAGUCGAUUACGAACAUUCCAGUGCGGUCGUAUGAAAUUCAAAGAUUCACCGAUAAGAAUCAAAAUGCUAAAGAUGAUGAUCGAAAUUUAUCUGAACUAGAAGAAGAAUUAGAAGUGGCAAGUAUAGACAUCAUCCAAAAUUCAUCUGCUAUAAAAAACGAUGCCUUUAUAAAUGUAAGACGGGCAAAAUCAGUAUCCUUAAAUAAAGAAAAAUUUGAACUUAAAACGACCAUAAGCGAAAUCAAUACAAGUUUAAAGCAUCAUGAAAAAAAUAACUCUCAACUUUCAACUUCAAUGAAACCUAAAAAUACAGAUAAAUUUAUCAGAGAUUCUAAGUCGACUAAAAGAGUAACGUUGUUAAGUUUUUGUGAAGAAACUAACAAACUUUCUGAUGAUAAAAAAUUAAAUUUUUUUGAUAUGUUACGUUCAGUUACCGAAGCUAACACUAUGAAUGAUUGGCAUCGUUUGGGAGUUAUUGACAGCAUUGAUAAUAUUGAUGAAAAUAGUAAAAGAUUUUUUAACCUUAAAAUAGAAAAAGGAGUUUCAAAAACAAAUUUUGAAAAAUGUUCUUGCAUGGAAUUAAAUAUCACUAUUAAUGAACAACUUAUUAGCCAUGCCAGAGAAGCAGAUUUAAAAGUUAAAGUAGUUGAAUUUCUUUUAAAAUAUAGUUAUAUAAAUUUGUUGGCCAAUAAUUUCGAUUGUGUCUUUUCGAAACUAGAAGAAGCAGAAGAGAUUUGUUCUGAAAAACAGGUGCUAUGUUUGUCUAAUUUCGAAAAACGUAGGUUUUUGGGAAGAAUAUAUUCACUAAGAGCAGCUGCUUUAUUAAUGAGUGGAAAAUUAUCAGCUGCAAAAAUACAUAUAGAGCGUGCAAUCAAGGUGUACGGUUUCAGUCUUGAUAAAGUUUCAGAGUUUUUCGAUAUGAGAAAUUUUACAUUAAAGCGUGGAAAAUAUUUUAAGCACUACAUAAUUAUGAAAUCAGAUUCGAUAUUUUGUCUUAAUAUCACAACUUUAUUAUUUUCUGCUUUAGGAGAUGAAAAGGUUUCAAGGAUAUCCGCACUCCGUGCUUUAAAUUUAACACAGAAAGUAGAGUGUAACGUCGUAGAUUUAUGCAAUGCGUUCAGUAAUGCUAUACAAGUAGAACUAGUUCGUGGAAAUGCCGAAAUUACAGAUGAAAUAGAACAAAUGGCAGUUCUUAAAUUCAGAAAAUUAUUACGACCCAUACAAGCAGAGGAGAUGUUUGCGAUUGGGAAAUUUUUCAUGUCAUCCUUUCGUGCUAGAAUAGCACGCGGUAAACUUGCUGCCUCGAUUCGUUCGGGUUUUAGAGCUCUUGUCAUUAGUCGUUUUCUCAAUGCUUACGAUAUUUCAAUUGACAUUAUACCUGAUCUUUUUUACAUUUUAUUAUCUAGACGUCGGAUUAUGGAGGCUAUUAACGUUCUUAAGUUAUCAUUACAAUUAAGCUACAAACAAUCAGCAACAGAGGGUGAAACGUGGUAUUAUGCCCUUUGCAUGGAUCUUAUACUGGACGCAGGUUUUCAGUUGGAGUCACCCAGUGAGAUAAGUCAAUUUGCAGAACUUGCGUUAAGAAAAGGCGUAACAGCAGGCCCAAGCAGGCGAAGACUAAUUAUUGGUCUAUGGACAUAUUGGCAGCGUGCAGAUGUCGAUCGUCAAGCAAAGCUAUUUGAGUCAGAGGCAUUAAGUUGGACAGCUUACGAAGAAGAUGAUGGUUCUUUGACCAAUAUCUUAAGUGCACUGAGAUUAGCUGAAGGAAUGCUAGAAAGCUUAGCCAGGAAAAUGGAUGACCUCCGGAAGGUGGUUGACUUGAUGGAGCUUCGAUCAAUAGCUGACAGGGAAUUAAAUAGACUGGAAAAAGACGCUCGUCUUUUGCGAAUAAUUUAUCCAAGGUGGAUGUUAUUAAAAGCAAACUGUCUUCUAUUAUCAGGCCGGCAAAAUCCAGCAAUAAACUUAUCUAACCACGCUACAGAAGAAGCACGACGAAUACAUAGUCACUUAGAAGAAUCACUAGUACGUGCUUCCUUAUCUAACUCGCGCUUUUGGAUUCAAAGUGCACGAGCUGGAAAUUUUAUGAAAUGGCAAGACGGUUGUGAACAUGCACAGGUGGCCUGGUAUCAAAUAAUGUACAAAAUAACUACAAAACGAUAA
Molecule: messenger RNA, 5277 nt
Organism: Parnassius apollo (apollo)
Lineage: Eukaryota; Metazoa; Arthropoda; Insecta; Lepidoptera; Papilionidae
Source: the annotation of a GenBank genome assembly